AUGGUUCGCAUCUCCGCCCUUUCGGCCGCCGGCCUCGCCCUCGCCGGCUGCGUCUCUGCUCACCCCGGCGAGCACCACAGCCAUGAGCACAUGAAGCGCAACAUCCAGCUCCGUGACAACGUCGCCGCCGUCGGCCAGCGCUCCCUGAACGCCUGCUCCAACACUGCUGGUGCUCAGGCCAUGAAGAAGCGCGCCGUUGAGCGCCGUGCCCAGAAGGUCAAGGACAUCCGCGCCGCCAAGGGCCUCAAGACCCCUGCCCGCAAGUACCGUCGUGAUGCGGACGCGCUCACCGCCUGGGAGGAAGUCAAUCACAACAUGACCGGCUCUAGCAACAACGGCAUCUUCACCCCCCUCGAGGAUGUAUUCAGCGCCAACACUUCCUGCGUCUUGGCUCCCGAGAUUACCGACGGCCCCUACUACAUCGUCGGCGAAAACAUGCGCUCCAACGUCAUUGAGCAAAAGUGGUGCGAUGGUGUCCCCGUCUUCCUCGAGGUUCAGUAUGUCGACGUCGCUACCUGCGACCCCAUUCCCCAGGUCGCCGUCGACAUCUGGAACUGCAACGCCACCGGUAUCUACUCCGGCAUCUCCACCAACGGCAACUACGCCGCCGACGGCAUGAACAGCACGUUCCUACGCGGCAUUCAGCUCACUGAUGCCGACGGUGUCGCCCAGUUCGAGACCAUCUUCCCUGGCCACUACCAAGGUCGCGCCACCCACACCCACUUGCUCUCGCACACCAACGCGACUCUGAUGCCCAACGGCACUAUCUCCGUCUGGAAUGCCCCCGUCAGCCACAUCGGCCAGGUCUUCUGGCCCGAGUCCAUUCGCUCCGCCGUCGAGGAGCUCUACCCCUACAACACCAACACGCAGGACGUCACCUCCAACGCCGACGACAUGUGGUCCAUCCUCCAGGCCGAUGCCUCCUACGACCCCUUCCCUCAGUUCGUCUACCUGAGCGAUGACCUCCAGGACGGUCUCUUCGCCUGGAUCCAGAUUGGUGUCAAUGCUUCCGCUGACUACACCGAUGACGACUACUACAACAUUGCCGGCUACCUUGAUGAGGAUGGUGGCCACUCCACUGGUGCCACUGUUGGCGGUGGCGGUGGCUCCGGCGGCCCCGGUGGCAACGGCACCAUGAGCGGCAGCCCUCCUUCCGGCACUGCUGCUCCCCCUUCGUAA
Messenger RNA from Colletotrichum abscissum, 1179 nucleotides. RefSeq lists its product as uncharacterized. The transcript has 2 exons. NCBI's taxonomy places the organism in Eukaryota, Fungi, Ascomycota, Sordariomycetes, Glomerellales, Glomerellaceae. Bases 1 to 1179 code for a protein of 392 amino acids. The record is from RefSeq and is a predicted model, not a curated record. Gene Ontology annotation, molecular function: oxidoreductase activity, acting on single donors with incorporation of molecular oxygen, incorporation of two atoms of oxygen; ferric iron binding.